This is a messenger RNA of Priapulus caudatus, 1627 nucleotides long. Its product is annotated as coiled-coil domain-containing protein 173-like. The transcript has 8 exons. The record is from RefSeq and is a predicted model, not a curated record. The coding region runs from base 104 to 1627 and encodes 507 amino acids. Lineage: Eukaryota; Metazoa; Priapulida; Priapulimorpha; Priapulimorphida; Priapulidae.
AUGAAACAGGAUUCUCUUGUUGUGGGUAACGGAGAAGACGGGUUGGUGUUAGAAGAUAUGUGAUAUUACAGUAAAAUAGACGGUGUUCGCUUGGCUGUGCACAAUGGCGUCAGCAAUAGCAAGUACUAGUAGUACUAGUAUGAAACCUGAACACAUUCGUGGCGUUGCUCUACAAUCUCCGUCCAUGACCGGUGGCGGUGCAACUGCAAAUCAAAGGUUAUCGCAGUCAUAUACUUUUCCUGUAGCUGACUGGCAACGAAUCCAAGAAAGUUUGAGCAAGCCAACCAGGGAUGCUGACCUGUCGGAAAUUAACCGCAGCGAGCGGGAAGCGUUAAGGAAUAUGUCAAAAAACAUGGUUAAAAACUGGACCAACACGAUCGCCGGACUUAGGCAGAAGAAACUGGAAGCUCGCACAAUUCGCGAGCAAAAAGAUGAAGAAGAGAGAAGGCAAAUUGAUAUCAAAGAAGCAAAAUAUCAAGCUGAGAAGCGCAAAGUGGCGAUUGAUAAAGCAAAGAUGCAACAAUACUUUCAAAUUGAUCGCGUGAAGAAGUUUCAUGGCGCACUGCUGUUAGCAGAUGUGCUGAAGGAGAGAGACAAACAAAUAGAGCUAAAAAGGGCACAGGCGAGCACGAACAAUGCAAGGGAAAACGUCUACUUGGAGGAGGUGAAACGUCGUCUUGAGGAAGAAAAACAGAAGGACCUGCAAACACUGCAGGAGAGACUACAGGCUCGGAAGGAGGCUGCUGAAGCUCAAGCUAUGCAAAGGCAGAUUAAGCAGGAGAAGCUUGAGCUGGAGAGAGUAAAAGCUGCGGAAGAAGGGAAAGAAACACUCGGCAAAAUUAAGACAUAUCUGGCAGUGGUGGACAGAAAGGCAGAAAAGAAAAAACAAGAAAAGUUGGACUUGAUGCUAGCAUAUCGACAAAACAUCCGAGAUAAAGAGCAAUUACAGCUGAUAGAGAAGCAGCAGCUUGAUGAGGAGGAGAUGGAAAUGCACAUUUUUGCAAAGGCUAAACAAAAGAUUGCUGAAAUGCGAAAGGAAAAGGAGCUUGAGUUAUACAAAAGGCGACAAGAACAGAGAGAGAAGAUGGUAGUUCUCUUGGCUGAACAAUUGAAGAAGAAGGCAGGAAAUGAGGAACAGCGUUUGGCAAGAGCAGUUGAGAAGCUUGAAGGCAAGUACAUUUCAGCUGAAAAACUGAAACAGGAGAAGUGGAUAAGAGAGGAACAGGAGAUGACAGAAAACCGGAUCAGUCAAGUGAAGGAAAAGGAGAGACUGUUGGCUGAGGAAUAUGUCAGAGCAAAGGAAGGUCUUCUGGAGAGACGGCAGGCAGACAUGCUGUUUCAUGCUAGAGAGCAAGAGAAAAAGCAACAGAAGUUGCAAGUGGAACAGGAGCUGGAAGAAAACCAUAAACGAAUGAUGGUGAUAAGAAAAGCCAAAGAAAUGAAGGUAGCAGCACAGGAAGGUGUCGGUGGCGGUAGUGGUCCUUUAUUUCCUGGCCGCGGAGGUCAACCGGAUGAUCGACGUGAGCAGACAACACAGACGGAUCCAGGAAUUCUGGAAGGGAAGGGCCCCGUGGAAGCGGAGCGGAUUGGAGAAGGGGAGUUGGCUCACGCAGAUGUUUUAAUAUAG